CGGAUUACCAGUAUUGGCGCAACUUCCUAGCAUCGAGAUCCUCAUCUGCUGCCCUGUUUACUCUUCUCUUUUGACUUGAGGGAGCAAGCAAACUGGCAGUGGAAAGGUUUUGUGUGCCUUCCUUCGUAGAUUGUCAAAGGUAGUGCGGUGCCGCUGCCUGCAUAAAGUAUUCUGACGCCCCUCGUAUGAGCACAUAUUAACGGUUUUGUCAGGAGAAAGUUCAUGUGGUUUGGGUUGAAUUCAAAAGGCGUUUUGGUCUGCCAAGAUGGGGUCAGCGGGAUUGGCGCUGAGUGCUGACCUCAGGGUGCUGCCUGUUGGCCCACAACCGCCAACAAGUCUUCCUCAGCAUGUCAAAGCAACAGUCCCGUUGUGCAGAUUGAGUGCAAAGGGGCAUGGCCCUCAAUUGCUGACCUGCAGACUGGGGGUCCAAUUAGCAAGACGAGCAGGCUCAGUGCUAAGUUGUAGAGAAAGCACAAGACUGAGCCGGGGGCCCCUUUUGCCAAACUCUUUGGGAAGCUUCUCGUCAAGCAUGGCAGGGCGACAGCUGAGUGGUCCCAUAGCAGGAGUCUUAAGGAGCAAGGCCAGGCACAGGGGCUGUGUUGCCGCAGCACCGGCAAACAUAGUGCAAGGAGCAAACAUCGUGAAGCCUGCCAUUGCUGUUGCUGGGACUGUUCUUGUCAGGAUCCCCCCUCCUAUCUUGAUUCCGUCAUGCAUUGCGGUGAUUGUCUAUGCUCUUAUGGGGCUGGAAGGGCUUGUGCGGUGGACGCGCAACCGCUGCAAGAAGUUGCUCAACCAGCCAGAAGAAGUGCCGGGAGAAGACAACUGGUCUAGCAGCCGCGUCCGGAAGUAUGUGCUGCCCUACAUCAAGCCUGUGGUCAUCUGGGCCGCUAUCUUUGUUCUCUGCGGUGCCCUGGACCGGCUUCCAACCCCUAACCUCCUGAACAAAGUCAAGUUGAAGGCGGUCAAUGUGGUUCGCGUGUUUGCCUCCGUAUUCAGCGUCACUUACUGCAUCACUGUAUUGAUCCAGCACAUGCAAGCGGUGGUUUACAAGCCUGUGGGGGCCAAUGAGCAAGUUGGCAAGGAGCUCGUGAUGCAAACCAUCGAGGCAGCCAUCUGGUUCCUGGGCUUUGCGCUUGGGAUGGAGCUUCUGGGAGUGGCCUCAAAUAGCUUCAUCACUGCCGGAGGUAUUGGGACGCUGGUCUUCACCUUUGCGGGCAAGGAGAUCGUUGGGAACGCUCUGUCCGGGAUGACCAUCCAAGCCACAAAGCCGUUCACCGUGGGGGACUGGAUCUCGAUCAUGGUCAACGGCCAGUUCGUGGAGGGACACGUAGAGAACAUGGGUUGGUGGCAGCUGACGCUCAAAACGUUUGAGCGGGAGAGCUCGCGCAUCGCCAACCAGCAGGUCAUCAACAGCGUCAUCACCAACGUGACGGCCAAGACGCACUGGCGCUUCAAGUCGUACAUCCAUCUGUACUUAUUCACACCGGAGGAGCAAGUGCAGAAAAUCGUGAUGGACAUCCGGAAGCUGCUGGCGGAGCAUCCCAAGAUCGAGCACCGGACACUGCAUCGGCGCGUCUUCUACGACGGGCACAACAUCAGUGUCCCUUCCAAGGACGUUCUCGUCUCGUGCUACUUCCAGACGCGCUGGCAAGAGGAGUACUCCAAGCUCAAGGAGGAGCUCAUGUACGAGAUAGAACGCAUCAUCAGCCGGCAUGGCUCCCGCUACGCAACCCCAAUCCGAACCCACGACUACACGGCCGGCAGUACGCCACCCUCCAUGAGUACCUCACCUUACGACUCCCCAACUCAGCGGCUCUUUCUCGCCGAGAUGACCGUCUACAAGAAUCCCUCACAAGACGCUUCCAAGCUGGGCGUGGUCGACGUAACGGCCAGUGCCGCAACCACAGUGGACAUUACGACGGCAGCCGUGGUGGACGUGGAGGCUGAGGUUCGCCGCGUAGCCGCGCCGAAAAAGCAAGCUGACGUCAGCACGGUGGUUCAGAACGGCGCUGAGAUCAACAAGGAUGAGCCCGCACCUGAGGUCGGCCAGAACGGCGCGGUGCCGAAGGUGGCGGCUGGCGCCAGUAACGAGCACCCGGUAACGAAAGCUGGUGAAGUCAGCAAUAGCGACGUAUCCUCCAACGGGGUUGCUGACGUUACCAAGGAGGGGGCGUCAAUGGGAGCUCAGGCGGAGGCCGCAGUCGAUCGGGAGAAGGCUAGCAUGGGGAGUGGUAGGAGGUCAGAGGCUGAUUCGGAAACUGGGUCUAAUACUUCGGACGGAGCAGAGAACGGCGCCUUGGAAAAGGAGCUGGCAGACUAUUUGAGGCGGACCAGUAGCCCAGGGAGGACGAGGGGUGGGGGCGACGUCGACACCGCUACGAGAGGCCACUUGCACUUCUCUGAUGCGGAGGCCAAAGUGCGGGGUAUGGUGAACCAGCCUCCGGUUACCGGCUUAACCCUGUCGUCCCUCCAGUACAGUACGCCCGAAGAAGCUGCCGCAGCAGCCGCUGCGUUUUCGGCACAGGCGGCAGAAGCGGCUGCGGUCGCAAGAGAGCUGCUGAACCGGCUACAGUGGGGUGAAGCUGCGGGCGACUUCGACCCCCCGGAAGAGUCGACCAGCUAUUCUGGGACGAGGCCCUCAGAAAGGGGGCAUGCGCGGUGGCCCAAAGUCACCCCCCUCGACGUUGAUUCCGGCUCGGGGGGAAAGAGGAGCCAGCGGAUGGAGCCCUUGGGGCCGCGGACAAGCGAUCGACCAGAGGCGAGUUCGUCCCCGAAUGGGAUAUUGGAGCCGAACAGGGAGGUCGAGACCAUGAGCGACGUGCCAUACCGGGGUAUCAAGGAGGCGUCCUCGCCAGGGAGGGAGUGGGCCAAGCAGUACUUUGCUGGCGACCGGCAGGCCGCCCGAGGCUUUACGGCCGUCUCCGAGUUUGAGCACCUGCAGGAUACAGACGAGGAAGACUUGCGGGUGUCCGAAGCGGACGCUGUCGACGACCUGCGUCCGAUGUCCGAGGAAGAAGCGUCGGGCUGGAGGCAAGCCGACUCGGGUGCCGCCACCACUUCCGGGAGCAGUGGUGCGUUCCACGAAGGCGCGAGGGUUGACGGAGGGGAGAGCGUUCGGAAGGGCCCUGUUGGCGGCCGGGGCGACGCUUCGGCAGCCCAGCCGCAGUCAAGAACGGACUCCGGGACAGGGCCCCCGAAGGAAAAACUAGAGGGGUUGGAGACGAUGGGGCUGAGCCGGAGUGAUAUCACACUUUUGGGGAUCGCAAUUGACAAGACAGGGCGGCAGUCCGCGGUCCUGGACAGCGCGUUUGACCCAUCAGUCUCGCCAACACAGCUGGCGCAGCGGAGUCCCGGGGGGACGAAAGGGCAGGGCGGGAGCCCCAUUGAGAGUGGAAAUGGCAAGCAGGGGGGAAUUCCGUCUGAGGACUUGGGCCAGGAGAAAGGGGAGAAAGAGCCGGCGCCUGUUUUGGUCGGAAAGGAAGGGGCCCUGCCGUCUGGAGCCAACGCAAUCCCACCAGUGACCGAGCAAAUGGGAUAGGACUGCGAGGCUUUGUAACUUGAGGGUAGGCAAGUUGGGGUCGUAAGAUACUAAUUGUAUAGUCAGUAAUUGUUCGACAUUCUUUCAGUCAAUUCAUGUCCUGCUUUCGUGUUUGAAGCUGGAGAGCGAAAAAAGUUCUGAGAUGUCCAGCAAUGUAUACAUCCUUCUCGCUGAAGAGGUGCGCCGGUUCGAUGGUGAGGUCAGGUGCAACGGAGAGACUCGAUCACACGUGACAAAGCAGGGAAGUUGGUUUAGUUUUCGAAGGCAUACAAAUGUCACCAAUAGUAUGUGGCAGUUCAUGCACAGCUUUGUAUUUUAGCACGAGGGGUGGGCUUCACUUUGUUUCUCCAUUUGGACUUCUGGUCGCAUGAUCUUGCUUGGUAACUAGUAUAGAAACAUUUUUGAUGAAUCCCGAACUCCGAAAUUGCUUGUUUCUGCGCCAUGGGCCCAAGUGCCUAAGCUUCUAUAAAAAGAAGUGACCAUCGC
Messenger RNA from Klebsormidium nitens, 4024 nucleotides. The record is from the annotation of a GenBank genome assembly. NCBI's taxonomy places the organism in Eukaryota, Viridiplantae, Streptophyta, Klebsormidiophyceae, Klebsormidiales, Klebsormidiaceae.